This is a messenger RNA of Aspergillus calidoustus, 1893 nucleotides long. NCBI's taxonomy places the organism in Eukaryota, Fungi, Ascomycota, Eurotiomycetes, Eurotiales, Aspergillaceae. The record is from the annotation of a GenBank genome assembly.
AUGCAGUGCAGUCAGAAAAUCAUGGGCAAGGAUCGAUACUUCAGUCACAGCAGGAACAGGCGUCGAACUGAGAGUGAAGCUGAGCCAGAGCCACCGGACUACCUUCAGUGCGUGCUGGAGGACUGCCGCCUGGCCUUGACACCUACGGAUCCGGCCGAUAGAGACUUCAUCAUGCCUGCCCAGCCCCGAGUAGAUGUAAUCCUACAUCUGGCGCUGGCUCAAGUGAAGAAAAAGCUGCAAACGAAGUAUACUUUGGACAAGUUGAAAACGAUUUUCUGGAGCUACGAGCAAGUAAUAGCAUUAGAAACUCCAGGAAAUGGCGGAGACAAUGUCCUGGACUGCGCACUCGACUACGUUCUAUGGUAUGGAAAUCGGCGAAACCUCGAAACCAACUGUGUCGUUAUCUGCGCGGAGGAGCCGAUCGCCAGUGAAGAACAGUACUUGCCGCUUGUUGCUGCCAUGGCAAUAAUCCAGAAUAAUCGGGUUGAGCGAGGCGUGAAUAAGGGGACCUUUGGAAUAUUCACUGAUGGCUUUAAAUGGGUGUUCAUCCACCUCAAUAGUAAAAACAAGUAUUCUCCACUCGUGCUGAAUUGGGCCGACGGCGAGGAACAAGCUAUUGUCAACACAAUCGACACAAUACUAGAAACCGCAGCAACAAUGCGACCAUUGUAUGGUCAAUCACCAGGUAACUGGAAGAAGGGCUCGUCAAUAUGGGAUUGGAAACAAUGGAGUGCCCUGUAUGAUGAGGGCGAAGUGACUUCCAAAGCCAACAGUCACACUUCCAACCACGCCUCCUCGUUCCGAUACUGCAAGAUGGCUUGGUUCAGUAAAAUUCACAACAAAUCGAAGGACUCGGCUAAGCGCCAGAAGAAGCCAAAGCACUCGAAGAAGGCAGACGACACCUCCAGCCUUGCAGCCUCCGUUGACGACAAAACCGGCAAGACCCAUGGCAAAAAGACCCCCAGCAAGCCCACCACGAGCACUGAGCAGGCUGCCGAAAAGCCCGCUCCCGAAUCUGCUACCAAGCUUUCCGACAAAGGUGCCGCGAAGCCUGCUCCCAAGCCCACCGCCAAGCCUGUGCAGAAGAAACUUCCCUCCAAAGCUGUCACGGAUCUCAGCGACGUUGAUGUGGAGGACAUGUUCGAUCUCACUUUUGCCGAAAAUCACGGAGACAUCUGGCACCUGGAUGUCUCAGACCGGCGUGCUAUCCCAGACCACUUGCGCGCUACCCUGAGUGAUUACGACUUGGUUUUCGGAAAGGGCGAUAGGAACGAGGCUGUCUGUCGCGCCAGACUGAAUGUGAUCCUCUUCACCAUCCUCGCCGCGAAGAAAAAGGAAGAAUUUGGUCAGUACGGCACGGGAAAGGGUGCGAACAAGCGUGUCUCCACCGAAAGCAACGCUUCCUACAAGUCCCUUCACUGGGGCCUUGAGACCAGCCUAUCUUACCCCUGGACCCACGACAAUACACCAAAGUUGCUCCGGGGCAGGAUGGAUUAUUGUUUGUGGUACGGUAACCACAAAGAUGCCGAGACCAAUAUGGUCGUCGUGACGCCAAAGAGGGGCAGAAACCACCUGGAGGGCCUCCUUCGGGCAUUUUGCUAUCUAUCGAUGAUCAUGCAUGCCCGCAAGAAGGCUAGCCGGCCCAGCACUACUCUUUACGGCAUCGCAAGCGACAGCUUGUUCUGGACUUUUAUUCGACUCGAUACCCAGGGAAAGGUCUCCACCCAUACUCUCAGCUGGAGGGACGGACAACAGAUCGAAAUAGUCGCCCACCUCCAUCGUAUUAGGCAGCGUGCGGCGACCCUUUCCCCCGUCCAGAGCUAUUUCCUGAGCCGCGAACCCACUGUGGAGGAAGCGACCGAAUUUGAUCUCUCCUCGGAGCACGACUACUGA